Messenger RNA from Geodia barretti, 1217 nucleotides. Lineage: Eukaryota; Metazoa; Porifera; Demospongiae; Tetractinellida; Geodiidae. The record is from the annotation of a GenBank genome assembly.
UUACCGGUCUCGAAGAGGGGUCAACCUACUCCGUCACUGUGAUGACUACUCUCUGUGGACUGCAAGACAAUGAAGAAGACAGAAUUAUUGCCACUACAAUGCCUGCUGUUCCAUCUGUGGCUCCUUUGUAUGUGGAGGUGUUAGUAGAGAACUCUACCACUGUCACUGUCCAGUGGGGGCCAAUAGAUUGUGUCCACGAGAAUGGAAAAAUAACUCACUAUUCUGUGAGGUAUAGGGUGAUGGACAGCAGUAAGCAUAAUAGUGGGGGCAGUGGGUUGAAUAAUGGAUUGAUUGAAAUGGUGUCGGGAGACCCAGUGGGGGAAUGACAACAAUAUCUGGACUGACCAAAAAGACAGUCUACACUGUCGAAAUUGCAGCUCAAAACACUGCUGGUACUGGAGUGUACAGCAACCCUAAGAGUUUUCAGAUGCCCAAUGAUGUGUAUAUAAGCCUGAAUGGUGACAUAAUUCAAAAAUCAUGGUCUUGUCGUGGUAAACAGUAUUGGCUUCAACUACAGCACAUCUCUACUUUGUCACUAUGAUGGACAUCUUGAUGCUAACUGUGAACUGGACUGGUUUAAACCAAAUGGUAGCAGAAUUACUACUGAUAGUGCUGAACAAAGUACCACAAGUAACAUGGUUGUCAGCUUGACAAGAACCACUGCUAUUGCAAUGGAGGGGAUAUAUCAUUGCGCAUUAUGCAAUGGAAAUGCAUCUCGUAAAGUGUACGUAGGUAUAUACCCCGUUGACGAAGGUCUAAUCCAGAUAUAUGGAAAUGUUGCUUUCGUUCUAGAUUCAAACCCCAAUGAAGCUACUCCUCAGUUCAGACUCUGUUGUACGUCUACUGGGGGACCUGCUACCACUGUAACCUGGUCAAGAGAUUCUGAGACUCUGAGUGAAGGAGCUGAAACUGUGUUGAAUGAUGCAACAACAGCACAGUACACCCACACACUCACUGUAACUGGAAAUCUGGAAGGACUCUAUGCAUGCUCUGUGGCUAAUGAAACCUCUAAUGAUUUGGCUCGGCUGAAUGUAACUGCUCCCUCCCCACCUUCUGAUGUGAAAUUCAGUCAAAAUGGACUGAAAAGUGUACUAGUAUCUUGGACAUCUCGAGUGCCAGCAGUAACUGGAUAUGUUAUACAUUACCAGGAACAAAAUGGGGAACAGAAUGGCUCACUAACUGCCGAGGGAAGUGAAUCUGCAGCUAAUAUUACAGGA